This is a messenger RNA of Saccostrea echinata, 2037 nucleotides long. RefSeq names its product trichohyalin-like. NCBI's taxonomy places the organism in Eukaryota, Metazoa, Mollusca, Bivalvia, Ostreida, Ostreidae. The transcript is spliced from 16 exons. The coding region runs from base 1 to 2037 and encodes 678 amino acids. The record is from RefSeq and is a predicted model, not a curated record.
AUGGACAGAUGCCAAAUUGAGGAUGAUGGCAUAAUGGAGGACAUCACAAGGAAGAGGAGGACAUCACAAGGAAGAGGAGGGAAUCGCAAGGAAGAGGAGGACAUCACAAGGAAGAGGAGGAACACACGAGGAAGACAUCACAAGGAAGAGGAGGAACACACAAGGAAGAGGAGGACAUCACAAGGAAGUGGAGAAACACACAUAGAAGAGGAGACCAUUGCUAGGAUACAGUGUAUCCACUACGAGUCCAGAGAACGGGAACAGAGAUCCGCUGCAACCAGCCAUGGAAGAAAGGAAACAGGACAACCAGACCCUUCCACUGUCAAAGGUCAGGAAGAUUACAUCACCUGCCAGCAAGAGUACCAAGAGCUGGACACAAGACGAACACACAGUGAGGAGAAGUACAUUGCCAGGGUACCAGAUAUCCAUUAUGCCAGCAGCCAUUUAUUAGUCAAAGUGAGAGCAAAUCAAUCACUUGUUAGGAUAAGUCCAGGGAGCAGGAAUCAACAGCAGCCAACCAUGGAAGAAAGGGGCACAGUGGAGGUAUGGAGCCAGCACCACUUUCAGGAAGAGAAGAGCAUUGCCAGAAUAUGGGGUAUCCAGUAUGUAAGCAACAGGCCAACAUUGUCCAAAGUGGAAGAUGAGGAUCACCCAAGGAAGAAGAGGACAUCACAAGGAAGAAGAGGACAUCACAAGGAAGAGGAGGAACACACAAGGAAGAGGAAGACAUCACAAGGAAGAGGAGGACAUCACAAGGAAGAGGAGGAACACACAUUGAAGAGGAGGACAUCACAAGGAAGAGGAGGAACACACAUAGAAGAGGAGGCCAUUGCUAGGAUACAAGAACACAUAUCACUCUUUAGGAGUCCAGAGAACGGGAACAGAGAUCCGCUGAAACCAGCCAUGGAAGAAAGGAAACAGGACAACCAGACCCUUCCACUGUCAAAGGUCUGGAAGAUUACAUCACCUGCCAGCAAGAGUACCAAGAGCUGGACACAAGAUGAACACACAGUGAAGAAGAGUACAUUGUCAGGAAUAAUGCUUUGGCAAAUGAUCACACUGAAGAGAGCAAAUCAAUCACUUGUUAGGAUAAGUCCAGGGAGCAGGAAUCAACAGCAGCCAACCAUGGAAGAAAGGGGCACAGUGGAGGUAUGGAGCCAGCACCACUUUCAGGAAGAGAAGAGCAUUGCCAGAAUAUGGGGUAUCCACUAUGUAAGCAACAGGCCAACAUUGUCCAAAGUGGUGACAAGGAUGGACAGAUGCCAAAUUGAGGAUGAUGGCAUAAUGGAGGACAUCACAAGGAAGAGGAGGACAUCACAAGGAAGAGGAGGGAAUCACAAGGAAGAGGAGGACAUCACAAGGAAGAGGAGGAACACACGAGGAAGACAUCACAAGGAAGAGGAGGAACACACAAGGAAGAGGAGGACAUCACAAGGAAGUGGAGAAACACACAUAGAAGAGGAGACCAUUGCUAGGAUACAGGGUAUCCACUACCUUCAAUCUUGUGGCAGAGAACACAUAUCACUCUUUAGGAGUCCAGAGAACGGGAACAGAGAUCCGCUGAAACCAGCCAUGGAAGAAAGGAAACAGGACAACCAGACCCUUACACUGUCAAAGGUCAGGAAGAUUACAUCACCUGCCAGCAAGAGAACCAAGAGCUGGACAGAAGAUGAACACACAAAUAAUGCUUGGCAAAUGAUCACACUGAAGAGAGCAAAUCAAUCACUUGUUAGGAUAAGUCCAGGGAGCAGGAAUCAACAGCAGCCAACCAUGGAAGAAAGGGCACAGUGGAGGUAUGGAGCCAGCACCACUUUCAGGAAGAGAAGAGCAUUGCCAGAAUAUGGGGUAUCACUAUGUAAGCAACAGGCCAACAUUGUCCAAAGUGGACAAUACAAUGAAGAUGAGGAUCACACAAGGAAGAGGAGGACAUCACAAGGAAGAGGAGAACCACACAUUGAAGAAGAGGACAUCACAAGGAAGAGGAGGACCACACAAGGAAGAGGAGGACAUCACAAGGAAGAGGAGGAACACACAUAG